Molecule: messenger RNA, 2831 nt
Organism: Ceraceosorus guamensis
Lineage: Eukaryota; Fungi; Basidiomycota; Exobasidiomycetes; Ceraceosorales; Ceraceosoraceae
Product: WD40 repeat-like protein
Exons: 5
Coding region: 200-2434 (744 amino acids)
Biological process (GO): proteasome-mediated ubiquitin-dependent protein catabolic process
Cellular component (GO): nucleus
Molecular function (GO): protein binding; protein-macromolecule adaptor activity
Source: RefSeq, a predicted model, not a curated record
UGAGUCUCUCUGAAUCAAUGUGGCACCAGAUCCACACAGCCAAGAGUCAAAGGGUCGCGCGAGUGGAGAUGGUGACUCACACUGACGCCUCCUCAUACCUCACUCACGCCGUGCAUUCACGCCACUCCCAUCCACAUGCUCACCCCGACUGCACCACAAUCACCGGCCACCGCUCCACGCGUUUGCCUUGUCUAGCAACAUGGACCACGAUGACGGGUCUUUCUCAUCUCAGCCUCGAUGCGAGUCGAGCAGCCAGGCAUCCCCAAGCAAGCGGCGCUACCCGGAUGUGCUCGACUCUAGUCCCGCACUCGCUACGCCCAGCACCAGUGCGACCAGCCACAGUGCGGGCAGCAGCAGCAGCGCUUGCUCGCCUUUGCUGAACAGCUCCAAGCCCACAAUCGCGCGCAACGCAUUGCUUCCAGUGGACCCAGAUGACAGCGCGGACGACGAUGACGAUGACGAUGACGACGAUGAGGAGCAGGAGCAGGAGCAGGAGCAGGAGGAGCAGCUUCAGAAUGUCGGGCGCAGCUUGUUCGGCUUUGGCUCAUCGCCCCUUUCAUUCUUGCAAGCAUCGGCUGCUGCGUCAAGGCGAGAUCGUGUGCAGGUGCGGGACGUUGGCGGCAGCAGGGCAAACACAAUCGCGCGCACACCGCCACCUGCUCGCACCAGCACCAGCGCGUUCAUCGUCAAGGGAACAGUCACACCUUCUCGCGCUGCGAGAUUUUUUCUUCCUGUCCAUGCGAACAUGCGGGGAGCGGCAGAGGCGAUCAGAAACGCAGACGCAUCUCCUUCGAGGACAGCUGCGCGCACGAGCGGUAGGAGAGGAACAAAGCGCAGUCGACGCACAGACGACGAUGCGCACAAUACCGGUCUCGCCCUCUCAUCCACAUCCAUGUCCUGGCGCUGUCCACCGCUUGACACGCUGUCGGACAGCGACUCUAGCUCGGAUCGCGAUGAUGAUCCAUUCUGCAGCUCUCCCUUGAGGAAAGUGCCGCGACAAGACCCUUUUCGUGUAGCCUCCCCGAAUGCCAGCAUUCAACUACCCUGCGCGCUUAGAGCACUCUCCAUACAGAGAGAUGUAGGCUCGGCAUGGACGAUCAUGAGAUCGGGAAUGCCUAGAUGCGCCAUUUUUGCAGCCGGUCGACGCGUCGUCCCACGCACCUCUUAUCUCGACUCCUUUGCGCCCAAGGGUCACUUUUGCCUCGACCCCAUCAUCGAGGAUGCAGGUCCCGAACUUCCGCUCUGCGGCUCCUUCAGCUACUCGGCUCGCUUCCCGUCAGGCAAUGAGUCUCGCUGGCUGGCCUCUGGCACCAACAGCGGCAAUCUGGUGCUCGUCGAUUGUGCCGACACCAGCGGGCAGCGCCAGUUGGCGUGGAACGCGCAUCGCGGAUCCACCUUCGAUUUGGCCUGGCGAGACGAUGAUAGGCGUAUCUUGAGCGGAGGUAGCGACUACUUUGUCAAGAUUUGGGAUGCCGAGACCGGACUUUGCACCGGUACCUUUGCAGGACACUCUGGAUCUCCGCGCAGCGUAGCGUGGGACCCGACGUCCGCUUCAGGAUCGCUGUUCUCUAGCGCCGGCAGGGACGGGAGUGUCCUCGUCUACGACGAUCGGGUGCAAAAUCAUGGCAGCGCAGAUGCAAGCCAACCAGUGCUGCGCAUCGACUGCGCUCAUCCGAGCGCCGUCUCGAUGCGCGGCAAACGAGCAGCAAGAGGGACUAGCACAGCUGCCAAAGGAGUCAUGAGCUUGGUCUAUCUACCCACACGAGGUCAGCACGCCAUCGCGUCGGCGGGAUGCGCAGAUGGUGUCGUCAAGAUGUGGGAUUUGCGUCACGUCGGAGAGGAAUGCGCUGCAGUCGACUUCGACGCUUCGAGCAGAGGAGCACUUGCGGACGUCACGAAUGUGGCAAAGAGCAGCGGCGCGCGCGGCAAGAAGCGCAGCAGAGCCGCUGAGCGAAAGGAUGGCGAGAUGAGGCCAUGCGCUAGCAGUGCCGACGUAUCUGCUCGUCAGCACGGUUGCGUCAAGAGUUCGCAUGGCAUCUCGUCCCUUGUAGCUAGCGAUACGGACCUAUUUGCAGCCAGCACAGAUGGACACAUUCAUGCUCUCUCCAUUGCCGGUCUAGCGAGUUCCGCGAUCUCGACCAUGGGCAUCACCUCCUUCGCGCAUCCAUCGCACAAGGGCAACACGCUCUACGCCCGUCUGGCGUUGGCGCCGGAUCAACAAACGCUAGCCCUAGGCUGCAGGAAUGGCGAUGCGACGUUCUGGCACAUCAAGGCUGCCAUGGCUCAGCCUAACGCUCGACCUGCCGUCCUGAGAUCGCCCUUAUCGAAUGCGGAAAUCAACGCUGUAGCCUUCAUGAGCGAUAGCGAGCACGGAACAAGUCUCGCGACGCUUGCCGACGACUUUAUCGUCCGGCUCUGGGCUCCCUCUACUUGACGUGCCCUGGCGUGUGGCGAGAGGCGCAGGAGAGAGCUCUCGAUGCGUUCUUGUCGACGGCCUGCUCGACCAGAUCUCAUUCGUACUCCUGCAUGGGGUCAACAUUUGUACAAGCAUAUCCCCAUCAACCCCCGCACUUGCGAUGCAACCCAUUCAUACUGUGAAGAGGCCCACGCGUGCUCAUCCGGGAUCCUCUCUCUGACGCAACGCAUGCCUCGUGAGGGGUGUCCGAUACGAUUGCGUCUUCCAUAGGAUUGCGAGUAGGCGAAACGUUUUUGGGCGCUACAUGCACUUGUACUUGUAGCGCUGCGCUGAGUAUACGCCCGGCUACGAAUGGGCGAGGAUGGCUGAGGAGGUAGGAGCACGCACGCAGAAGACUGGAUCGCUAUCACUGUCA